CAUUAAAAUGACAAUACUUUCAUGAGAUUACUGAUGGACCGAUAAAUAUAUAUAUCGAAAUAGAUGACCAAAGGUUCCUUUUGUCCGUUUGUCCAUAAAGAUCCAUUGAAAUACAACAUAUUCAUAAAUAACGCUAUUCUAAGAUCACACAGGCGCCACCUGGCGGCUCCCACGAGUUCUACAAAGGGGAGUGCCAGUGGUGGCGGUGUGGCUGCUGGCGGGGGCACUGGUCUCCGCGCAGAUUACCUUCAGCCGCGACUGGACGGGGGGCAAGCGGGCCGCCCCCCAGUUGGCUUUGGACUGCGCCCAGUUUCCACGAUUGUGUCGGCAUUUUGUUAUACGACGAGCAAGCACCGGCGAGAAGAAACCGAAAACAAGGUCCCUCCCAUUUACGACGAUGACAAAUAGUUCACACCGUCCACUGUCCGCCCGCCAUUAUUAAAAUGACAUGUUCUUAUUUUAAACAUUAUUUAUUUGAUUGCGAUCUUUUUAAGAUAUGUAUGUGGCCAGUGAUAUAUAAAUUUGUCUUUUUUCAAUGUUGCCAACACAACUUAUAAUUAUGUACCAACAUAACGACUUUGGUACUUAAUACUUAAGCACAUAACCCAAUGUAUUGAAAAUGUUAUCAAUAUUUAUAUUAUAUCUACUAAAAUUAUUAGUAAACUAAUAAUGUUUGCUUUUGGUUUUUGUGUUUAGUUAUCCAUUAGGGAUUUUCUGAUUAGCGAGUAUAUGGUUGUGCUAUGUUUGUAUCAUCAUAUCAUGUAAGUAAUAGAUAUCCAUAAUAAAGUAGUGAUUAGUAAGUAUUAACGUACUAGGCUGGCUAGUCCAUUAAGGCUGGGAAAAAUGGCUUAAGCUCUUCUAGUCAUUGUUAAGCUAUAUUUAAGAUCAUUUAAUUACUUCAUUUACAUAUUUUUAUUGAUGAUAUUUAAUUUUAAUGUGUUAACAUUACGUGUAAAAGAAAAUUACAUAUUUAUUUUUUUGUAAAUAGCUUUUACCGCUGCAGCUUCACCUGUGUGAAUUAAGCGCGCGCCAAUUUAACACCACCGACAAAAGAAUACAGGUUUUUUGCAAAUCCCCAGCGGUACUAUAGUUUUUACCUGGAUGAAAAGUACCACCUAAAAUCUACCAAUGACUAUUUUCGAAGUUCUGUAUAUUAGUUUGAAUACUGACCGAUGCGAACGGUGAGGGAAAACAUCUGAAUAAACCUGCACAUUCAGGUAACUGGAGUGUAACCAUGUUCGAUCCAAUACGGGUUGGGUUCCCCUACACAGGUCACGAUGGACAGAUGGAAGUCGCUAGGUGUAAAAACCUGACUCGCCCAAUCCAGAAUCAAUGGUCAAAGGCAGCCAAGGAUCCUCUCCAGAGUGGUGAGGAUGCAACUGAAAUUAAAGCCAGGAGGAAGAGAUUUAACUUUCUUUCAGAAAUGUACUGACUGAAAAAUUUUAUUGUAUAUUAUAAUUAUUAUAAAUAAUUUUAUAAUUUUCGUUAACUUACGAUUUUAUUUAUUGGGUAAAACUUGUUAAUACCUUCGGCUGCUUCUACUCUUAAAAUAUUCGUAAUGAUUAACCAUAGAAUGUAAUUUUAUAUUAUACGAAUGUACAUGAAUGAAAUGCGCGACCUUAUGACAGAAAUGUAAGCCCCAAAUUGUAUAGUAGUAAUAAGCGUUAAAUAAAGAUAAUAAAGCAA
Messenger RNA from Amyelois transitella, 1686 nucleotides. RefSeq lists its product as uncharacterized. Lineage: Eukaryota; Metazoa; Arthropoda; Insecta; Lepidoptera; Pyralidae. The record is from RefSeq and is a predicted model, not a curated record. The coding region runs from base 64 to 408 and encodes 114 amino acids. The transcript has 3 exons.